This is a messenger RNA of Trachemys scripta elegans, 3697 nucleotides long. RefSeq lists its product as uncharacterized. The transcript has 2 exons. The coding region runs from base 1879 to 3561 and encodes 560 amino acids. The record is from RefSeq and is a predicted model, not a curated record. NCBI's taxonomy places the organism in Eukaryota, Metazoa, Chordata, Testudines, Emydidae.
GACAGGGUAGAUCCUGAGUUGCCCUUAAAUUCAAAAAGUGAUCUUGGGCGUAAAAAGGUUGGAGACCAUUCUUUUAGAGCAACUCGCACAUAGAUUAAAACUAGCAAUAACAAGAGCUCCUUGUCCCCUCUAACCUACAGAAACAAUAGCUUGAUUCAUUUACAGUGCUUUGGUGUUUGCAUGUGUAAGAGUUAUAAUACAUUGCAAAGGGAAGGGUUAAUUCAGCCGUCUGAAUUGUGCAUUUAAUGCUGGCGAUGGUGAGGGCCCCCAGGUCUUUUCUCUCCUGCGGGAGCAAUUCACACAGUCUGUCUAGCUUCCGAGCUCGUGAGUCUCAUCAUAUUGCUUAGAGAUGACUAUUCCAGUGUAAUGUGCCUGUCAUGCUAGUGCCUAGUCACAGAGGGAGGGGUGCUUUCUGAUCAGCAUCUGCUCCAGUCUGGUUAGAGUACAAGAAAAUAGACUCAGGCUCCCACCAGGGAAGUUCCAGCCCAGCACAGCUGUGAUGCAGUGAUGACCUCACAGUGGUGGUGUCAGAGCACUCAGAACUUCUUGGGGGUAAAGCUCGCAUUGUCUCACCCUGGAGGACAGUGCUGCUGGGCAGCAGGGCACUCCGGGAAACUGCCAGGUCCUAGCUGAGGAGGCAUGUCCCGAGCUUCAGGGUAAGGGAGAUCUAAUAUGCUGCAGUGCAGUGUUGGGUGGGAACAAGCUGCACUGAUGGGUGAAGACAUCCUAAACCCAGUGCUCCCUUUGCUUCCCUUCCCCUAUAAAGUCUAUUGAACCACAAGAGUCUCCUCUCUUUUGGUCUUCCCUCCUUCAGGGAAGGUGUUUGUUCCCUGUUUACCAGCAGUCUGGAUGAGGAUUUAUGAGUCUCCACUCUUCACAUUCCAUUUCAACAGAGAAAUACAAAAGCAUCUGGCAAAAGCUUCCCCCUGCUUUUGAAAUAGCACUGUGAUUGUUCUCAAGGGUCCCAGGAUUGCAGAUCCCCUCGUUACCCCCUGCCACUAGUGAGGGGGAGUCUUCCCUCUGGUAGCCGGAUGUCAGCUCCCUGAUCUCUCCCUCCUCCCCCCCCCCCCGUCGCCCAUGAGCCUCUAAAGCACUCCCCUCGGCUAUGCCAGCACUGCCUUCACCUUCAAGUUUACAAGAGGUGCACCCAAGUCCCCUUGAAGUAUUCCUCUGUGAUAUCCAGGCCCAGACCUCUCAUCCCAAAGCAGCAGUGUACCCCCAGCAGUGUACCCCAGUUUUACCUUAAAAACACCACUCGUGUAAACUGUACUUGUAAGCACUUAAAUAAAUUCUUUUGUUUUAUUACAAGAAAGACUAGAGGCUCCACUAGAAACCAGAGAGCGAGAUGGAAACAAACGAUUAGAAUACAAAAAAAUCAUAAAAUAAACUAGGGCCUACACUUAUUAAUAGUAACCUUUCCCCUCUAAUCAAGUAAGUUUUCCCCUCCGCCUCCCCCACCAAAGUUCAGUCUGUUGCAGAGCUGUCUGGCUGCCCAGGAACCAGAAUCCAAUAGUUCACGAAAGACUCCUGUUCAACAAGAUGUCUCCUCAGUGAAAGGAUGCAGUGUCUUUUUCUCCACUCUGUGAUAUACCUAAUCAGUCUUCUGUCUUUAUCCACACACAGGGCACUUGCCUGUCUGCUAUAAUGUUCCCUUUUACCUCCAUGUGGUUUUGAUUGCUAGCAGUUGUCUGUGAUGGUUUUCCUUUGACUGCUCUGGGAUGAGGCAAGGGCCAGGAAUUGGAACCUGAGUCUUCAGCAGCUUUCAUGCUGCAGCCUCAGAACCUUGGAUCAAGAGAGAGAGGAACGAGGCCUAAAGCUACCACCGCCCAAGACAAAGAAUCACCAGCUGCAGGCUUGCACCAGGAGCAGUGGUGAGUCAUGGAGUCCCCCUGUCCCUUCCCACCUCCUCUGAGCAGAGGCAGUGGUGCUAUUGUGGAGUCUUCUCUGCUUCAUCCUUUGCUGCUCAUGAAGGAUGUGAAAGAACAGCUGAACACACACAUCAGAAAAAAGAGACUCCAGCUCCUGUGGGGCUUGCCAUAUAUAAUCCUGAACUCCCUGGCAGCAUCCAUCCCAUCCAUCCCAGAGUUCCUGGAAUGCACUGCGCUGCUGGAGUCUAAAGAGUACCAGCGGCCACUCUUCAGGGCAGAAAGGCGUAAGCACCUUGAGCGACACCUGAGAAAGAAAAUGGUGCAUCACAAAUGGGGCCUUCCCAAGAGAAUCCAGAAGGCUUUGAAAUGGUUUAUUCCUCCUGAGGCAGCCAAACAGGAGCCCAUGCUUGAUGAGAAGGUUCCUAUAUCUACCUCUACACAUACAGGACUUUGUGAAGCUUCAUGUGGGAGCUCAGAGGCCUGUACUAGCAGGAUCUGUCUGAUAGCACAGAGAUCUGAAGGCAGUGGACAAACCACAGUGACACUAGACACUACAUCUGAGACAGCUAUAGCUGGAAGCAUGAGACAUCUUCAGAGAUGUCAGACCCGAACAUGUCCACAGAGUAAAACAGGAGAGGAGUCUCUGCUGCUGGAAUGGUCUAUGAAUUUCAACCCAGAUGCAACUGAGCUGCCAGUGAUCGGGGAGAAGAAGAAAAAGCACCCGGAGUUCCAGGGAGGGAAGGAGAACUGUGACCUUUCAGAAGACACUGAGGGCUCCGGGGAGACAUUUUUGCUGGGUACAAGUCCAGCGAGCACACAACCGGCUCUCCUCAAUGGGGCUCAGAGUGAAAUUGGAACUAGCUUCAUGGACACACGGUUCAGAAAUAACAAAGGACAAUGUAACCCGAACCUGGAGCUCGGGACGAAGCUAGAGAUGAAAUGGGAUGUCUCCUACAUGUUCCAGGAAUCCUCUCCUGCCAUGAGACCUCACCCUGCCCAACUCACUUACUGGAAGAGAAAGCCCAGCUCAGGAGCAGAAAAAAGCCCUGUAAGCAGGAUCAGUGGGUCUCAAAAAUUACCCCAUAGGUGCCAAGGGGGAUUUUCCCAGGGACUCUUAAGGGCCAUCAAUCCUCCAGAACAGUCACACUCACAGCUGCUUUCACAUGCCAGUGGAGAGGAGGUUCCAAAAUCUAACUUUGUCCAGGAAGGACAGAAAUUUCUUGGACUAGCUGGCUCUAGUAGGUCAGUAACUGAGAGUGAUGCAGCUGAGCCCUCUAGGGCCCUGUUCCUGCCAGGGCAGUUAGCCUCACUGGAGGGUGAGAAUCAAGAGGCUAGGCCAAAGAUGGCUCUUACACAGCUCUCUCUGGAAUCCCAGUUGCAACCCAGCCCAGCUGGAGUUCCUCUUGCUGAGACUCCCCAGGCUCUCAAUAGAGACAUGCUGGGGAAUAAAAAUCUUCCAAUUAAAUUGGGUUUGCAGAGUCCCUCCCAAGUGCCCAUGACCCCCAGCACCAACCCUGCAGCCUCCCUGCAAAUUCCAGGAGCUGAGGGUGAAGAAAGUCUUGUUACAGAUGACACAAAAAAAUACUUUGAAUUCCAUCUGAGAGAAAAAUUGCUGCAUCAGAAAUGGGGACUCCCUAAGAGACUGCAGGAAUCCAUGACCCUGUUUCUACUGCUAGAAGCAACAAUAAAUUAAUGCCUUUCUUCCCCAAGGAAGACUGGGAUGUGCUGGUCAGGGUCCCCUUACUCUCCUUCAAGGACAGAAUUCUACAGUAAUUAUCAUCUCCUCUAAAUUUUUGUUACCAUUAAAUAUAACUCUGGAUAUUCAUCUA